Messenger RNA from Amoebophrya sp. A120, 3736 nucleotides. NCBI's taxonomy places the organism in Eukaryota, Dinophyceae, Syndiniales, Amoebophryaceae. The record is from the annotation of a GenBank genome assembly.
CAGAUGGUGCACAGCGCUCGAGCCGUCAAGCCUCGGGGAGCACUGGCGGCGCCGCGCCACCGUCGGCGGCCGCGCCCCGGAGCUCUGCGGGUGUCAAAGGCAAAAGCGGCGGUCCGGCUCCCGCCGGCGCCCCAGUGCUGAAAGGUGGCGGCGGCGGAAAGCCGGCAGCCGCGCCGCCCGCACCGGGGAAGGGCACCACCGGCUCAGUUUCCAGUAAAUCCGCGCAACAACCAAGAGAUACGAGCGCGGUGCCCAGUUUUGAGUAUGACGAAGGUACCGACUGCUUCACAUUUGCGACGCCGACUGCCAAAACGAAUGCGCACACCGUGGCCCAGGAGGGCGACACCACCGUAGUUCCGCUUGCGCCCUGUGUCUACCGCCUUUGCGACUACACGCUGGCGAAGGGCGAACCCAUCCAGCGCCACCGCGCCGUCCUCAAACUCGGCGUCUUGCGCGCCUUCCAACGCGAGUGCCAGAACUUCAACAAGGCCCGGAAAAACAUCGAAGAGGAGGAAACCAAGCCGCACCGCUUUGCCGAGUUUCUGACCAGCUGCGGCCUGAAAGUCACCUCCCGGCCCGUGCAGGUCCGGGAUCUGGCCGCCUUCCUCGUGAGGGUCGAAAACGCGACGCCCAGCAUCCCGGAACAAGUCACGGAAAUUCGCGCAAGCCAGACCUGCAACUUCUUUCCGGGCAUGCAGGAGGUGUUCCGCCCCGGCACGAAGGUCGUGACUUACCCCGAGAACCUGCAGGGUGCGGCUCUGGGCGCGACGGUGGUGCAAUCCUCCUACACCGAGGAGAUUUCGCGGGCCAGCGGCAAGACGCGCCGAACCUUCGUGCUGAUGCUCGAAUUCAUCGUGUCCGUGGGAGACACGCUCGCGUUCGUGGGCAUCAGCGAGCCCUACUCCGAGUUCGAGGGGAGUCAGCCGCUGAAGGCCUUCCGCCACCGCCCCCUCGCAACGUCGGCGCAGCCAAAUGUGGAAGAGGCGCGGAUGCUCCAGGCAUUGAUUGUCCGCGGCAUGCUGUACGCGGAGAUCGCGACGGGUUACCAUUACCUGCAGUACGGACCCGACACGUUCUUUCCGGUGCCCGUCACCAUGAGCAGCAGUGCGGGGAGCGGUGGUCGCGCUACCCGCCCACUGCAGGCCACGGGGAGGAUCAUGGUGGACAACACGCGAGCCGGGCUCGAGGGGCACAAUCCGACGCGCGGAGCGGACGGUGCCAGCGUCUCGGUCCGUGAAGCCCUGCGCGUGUACGAGCAGGCCAAGCGCACGGGCGGCGCGCUGCCCGUAACGACUUUCACCAUCAACGACGAAGAUUUUCACCACGACCAGCUGUUCGCCUGCUGGCCCAUGGUGCUGGGGUUUUCGUUUUCGGCACGAUGCUGGGGGAAGCUGGUGCUGGUACUGGAGAACACCCGCCCGAUCAAGUUUCAGAAGCACGCGUUCGAGCAGCUGGUGCUCCCGGCGGAAAAGAAGGAGCUGAUUCGUGCCUGUGCACGCUACGCGGGAAAGGCGGACGAAGACGGUGAAGUCGACGUGAUCGCGAACAAAGGGGGAGCCAGCAUUUUCCUCCUCUACGGGCCACCGGGCUGUGGAAAGACCCUGACCGCGGAGGCCAUUGCCGAAAUGCUGAGUAAGCCACUCUACACGGUCACAGCUGGAGACCUCGGCAUCACCGCCGCGGAAGUCGAGAAGACACUAUCACAGGUGCCCCUGUAGCUAGACUUCUGUGCGUAGUAAACUGCGUCCGUUACGACCUACUAUACCGGUAGCUCACUCUGGUCACGUCUUCAAUGCGCCGUACAAUACAUAGUCUGCUAGAAAUGAACAUCAAGGUGGUGAAGUUCAAAUUCUAGUACUUGUGAUGAUUUAUCCUACGGGGGCGCCUUGUUGUUGGUUUUUAUUGGCAUCGACGUCCACCUAGUCCUAGAGGAGCGUCGCGCGAUCUACCUCCUGGAUGAUCGAGAUGAAGAGGAUGUACGUACUAGCCGAAAUGUGAUUUUCCUGUAUUACGACACGAAUCGUGCCAUCACGUACAGGUUCUGCAGAUGUGCGCCGAGUGGAAUGCCUUGGUGCUGAUUGACGAGGCAGAUAUUUUCAUCGAGGCCCGAACCAGCCAGGAAUUGCAGCGAAACGCGAUCGUGUGUGUCAUGUUGCGUCUCCUGGAGUACUACAGUGGGGGGUUGUUCCUGACCACCAAUCGAGUCGGAAACAUCGAUCCCGCGGUUUCUUCGCGCAUCACCGUGAUGCUUGGCUACGAGGCACUAGACUUCGACGGGCGGGCGAAGGUGUGGCGAAACCUGUUGCUCAACUCUAAAUCGAAGCACGUGCAAAAAAUCUUGAAGACGGAAGAUUUGUUGUCGCAGCUGGCAAAUUACGUGCUCAACGGGCGGCAGAUCAAGAAUUCGAUUCUUCUGGCACGGGCGCUCGCGAAGGAGCGGGGCGAAGAGCUGUCCAUGCAACUGCUGGAGAGAGCAGUGCUGGCUGUGGCGGGCGAGCGAUCCGCGGCAGAACAGCGCCACCGUCUUUCGUCCAUAUCUUCUGAUCACCCGCACAAUUUCAGCCCGACCCCCUCCGGUGCUGCAUUCCGGGGAUCGGUGCUUGCCUCGCCGGUUGAUCGCAGCUUUGUCCCGCAUUGAAAAAGAAAAGAACGCAUUCGAAGAAGUGAUGCAGAGGCAGCUACCGUGAAUCACGCACGACGUAGAUCAUAACAGCACGAGAUCGAGAACUACUGGAAAUAGUAGACCCUGGCACGACAGGCAGUACCAAGAAUCUUCACUGCUGCAUAACUGCCAACACGAUCACGCAGUUGCAGAACAUGCUCGAUAGAUUAGAUUGAGAAUUUGACUUCAACUCUUUCUGCCCGUCUGUGUGUUGUGUCUGAACCUGUGGUCGUACCACAAUGAAUUUCGCAGGUCGGGCGGCAGUGGCACUCAAGUGGGAGUGUUGAGGUUCGUAGAAUCGUUUUGUACGGCUGUAGUUGUUGAGGUUCCUAGAUGAAGCAAGUUCGUAACAUCGCAAAUGUCAUCGAGCCUGGCAGGGGCAGCCAGGAGAUGAGGAACUUCGCGAGGAGCGCGAGUCGUCAUAAUAUCAUCAUGAAAAGUACAACCGUGACCGUCUACACAUCAUCCAGCACCGGAGCAUGUUGAUGUAGGAGCAUCAUUUUGCUCAUUUGUCGAGAACCACUUAGAGUUGCGCGCUGGAUGCUUCACAACACCCGGCGCUGCGGUGCGUAUUCAUCGCAUCGGAGUUGGACGAACAAUUGAUGUCCUAGGACUGUGAUCCACAGAACUAAAGCGCUGCGAAGUAAGUAUAGUGUUUUGUUUCGAGUGUGGAACAAGAUGACGAUGUUGACGAUACAACAUGGGGUCCUCUCGUCUAGCUGCGUAGUGCUUCUCGCUGCACUCCGGCUACUGAUUUUCGAGUCUGCCGUCUAUUUCCAGUUCGCAUGGAGAAGCCAAAAAAAACUACACCGGAGAAGCCUCCUACUCAGUUGUUACCAUAUCGAUAAGUUGGACCAAGGCGCUGCCGACGAAGGUGGGCGUAUGGUUCUUGAUCUCUCAGUAAGUUUUUCCGACACUAUUUAAAGAUUGAACGUGUGUAGUUUGUGCAAAUAAAUUGUGAACGAAAUACUUCAGCAGAUUUAGAAGCUUUCAGAUCCUUCAGCGCGCUGCGUUUAGGCUUCACCUUCCCGAUCUAGUAACUCUUGGGAUCCUCCAAACGUUCAGGCUGACGAG